GCAAAUAAGCGUCGUUACGCUUGCAACUCGCGUCCAACAGAGUCCUGUCAUUUAGUAAGCGGCAGUGCGCGGCAUCGCGCGUGGCAGGCGCCAGGCGGAGCACGGCCACCUGCUCAUGUGACAACACGGAGCGGAGCUAGGCGGGCGCGUCUCGUGCUAGUGGCAGGAUGCGGUGGCGAGCGCGCUCCACCACCUCGCGCGCCAAGGAGCGCGCGAACAUAAGUUUCUUCAUCUUCAUCAUGUUCUUCGCGGUAUUCGGAGUGAUCGUGCUUACGGAACUGCUGCUACUGGAACGCCCGCCACUCGCCUCUUCCAGGUCCCGAUAUAGCGACGACGUGCAGGGAUGGGAAGCCAAAGGCGAUUCAGGCGCGGAAGGCACGGACCCGACGCCACCGGCGCACGCGCCGCUCGACGCUGUCUGGCAGCCAGUCGCCGGCACUCGGUUCAAAUUCUUCGUAUACUCCGCAUAUAUGGAGCGACGGACGGUGGGCGCGGUGCGGAUCAUAGCGGCGACCAAGACACGCGGAGCAGACACUGUGGUCUGUCGCUUGUGGCUUCUGGACAACCGCACGAUUACUGUCAAGGCUAGAGUUAAGCCUAUACGCGAAAAUUGGAACCUCAAGUAUAGUGCGACGUACGUGCUAUGUAGCCUGAAGGACACUGGUGUCAAACCGCAGGAGACUGUUGGUGCGGCAGUGGCGGUGAUGGCUAGCGCGCACACGCAUAACGCACCUACUAACCUGCUGCCAGUACUCGACACCACGCCCAAGAGUGGCAUAGAGGAAAACCUACACGUCUGUGUAAAACCAUUCCACUACUCCUACGCCAGGGACGACUGGCUGGUGGAGUGGUUCGAGCUGAACCGUCUACUGGGGGCGAGCCACUUCUACAUGUACAACGGCUCACUGAGCGCCCCCGUAGCGUGCCUGUUAGAACAGUACCGGCGAGAGGGUCUCGUCACGCUGUUACAGUGGAAACUGCCAAUUGUUUCUAAAGUAGAGAUAAGGACGGAGGGUCAAUUCGCAGCGUUUAACGACUGCCUGUACCGCUCCAUGUCCACGGCGGGCUGGCUGCUGGUGAUCGACGUGGACGAGGCGGUGCUGCCGCGGCGCGAGCGCACGCUGCCUGCACUACUCACUGCGCUGCGGGCCUCAUACAAUACGCCGGCGAAGGCGCCCUCGGCGUUCAUUUUUAGGAACGCUUUCUUUUACUUGCGGUGGGAGGACGACGCCGACGCGCCGACGCCGCUGCUGACGUCGCGGAAGACCCGGCGCUGGGCCGCACCGCACGCGCUCAAGAACCGCAGCAAGUACGCCGUGCGGCCCAGCGCCGCUAUCGAGCUCGGCAACCACUUCCUCUGGGAGAUGGCUCCGGGCGCCAGCGCUGUGGGGGUCGCCACUGACCGCGCGUUGCUACAUCACUAUCGGAUGGCAUGCGAAUUUGGAGGUAUGCAGUGCAUCAUGGUGCCAUCCACAAUCGACCGCACUGCCCACCGGUGGGCAGAAGAGUUGAUGGCGAGAGUUACUACGGUGAAGCAAAAACUAGACAAGAUCUGCCCAGCGUAGGCAACGGUACAAGGCUGUCUGGGGAACUGGCGGACAAUGAUGUGCC
Molecule: messenger RNA, 1611 nt
Organism: Cydia amplana
Lineage: Eukaryota; Metazoa; Arthropoda; Insecta; Lepidoptera; Tortricidae
Exons: 8
Coding region: 168-1565 (465 amino acids)
Cellular component (GO): cytoplasm
Molecular function (GO): glycosyltransferase activity
Source: RefSeq, a predicted model, not a curated record